AAAAAAUAAGAUUUCAAGUUUUAGAAAUAAAACAUAUUUUGAGACUCAGCAAAAAUUUAAAACAACCUUUAUUGACAAGUAUUUGAAGGUGGGGUCUAAUUUAGAUGUUUUGAGCCUAGGGUCUCAAAGCUCACCCCCUUAACAGAUUCGUCUGGUACGCGACGGGCCGACUUCGAUCGUAACACCAUCUGCUUUCUCUCUCCUGUUUCUCUCUCUAGAAUUGAUGUGGGAUAUUCUUGCAGCGGGGGUUUUAUGCCGAGAUCCCUGACCACUGCUCUUGGGCGGACCCAGCGAUGCUUAUUCUCUCUGCUUUAAUUGAAUUUGAAGGAACCCAUCACCUCUGUUUCUCACUCUAAACCUUAUCUUUACCUUUCCUGUCCUGCGAGACAUGGGAUCUUGUGAGAGAUUGAAAAGUUGCAGAGAAUACAUGGAGGCCUUAGAAGAGGAGAAGCGCAAGAUCCAGGUGUUUCAGCGUGAGCUCCCCCUUUGUUUGCAUCUAGUGACACAAGCCAUUAAUACCUGUAGGGAACAGCUUGAACUUUCGAACGAAGAGGUGCCGGCUCGAUCAGGGUAUGGUGAGACUUCGGGCGAGGACCCUCCUUUUGAAGAAUUUUUUCCUUUGAAAAGAAGCACUUCUGAAACAACACAGGCUCCUGCUGGAGAGAAGAAGAGGAAACCAGAAGACCAAAACGAUAAGCCAGAUUGGCUCAGGUCGGUUCAGCUUUGGAACUCUGAUGCAGAUCCAUCAAGAAAUGAGGAUGCAGGUUUGAAUCCGAAAUUAGGAACUAAGAAACAGAGAGGAGCAUUUCAGCCCUUUUCUAGAGAGAGAGAAGGGCGAGCCGAAGCGGUUUCAGGGAGUGGAAAUGAACGGGUGAAAGUAAGGGAGAAGGAGAGAGAGAGAGAGAAGGAAGGGCAGCCGAACAGGAAAUCAAGGAGAUGCUGGUCCCCUGAGUUGCACCGCCGUUUCUUGCAUGCGCUUCAGCAACUAGGAGGCUCACAUACUGCUACUCCGAAGCAAAUCAGAGAACUGAUGAAGGUAGAUGGCCUCACCAAUGACGAAGUCAAAAGCCACCUGCAGAAGUAUAGACUCCACACAAGGACGCCAGCAGCUGUCCCGGCUUCGCAGCCCAUAAAUCCUCAGGCCCCUCAAUUUGUUGUGGUGGGGGGCAUUUGGGGACUCCCAGAAUAUGCAGUUCCAACCCCAUCCCCUGUUACUUGCGGUGCAAUCUACGCUACCCCAAUCAGACCACUGCCACCACCAUGUCAGGAAGCACAUCAGGAGAAGUGCUCUCCUACCGGACCCUUGCACUCAGAUGCCGGCCAAGGAGUGCAGAGGGAGGGUGGUGCCUCAUUUAGAGAUGAACAUAGUGCUUCUGCCUCUUCUUCUUCAGCUCGUGCUGUCUCCUCUGAAGGAAAUUCAGCAGUUCUAUGAUUCUUUCCUGCUUUCUUUCUUGUACAAUGUGUAGUUUACAUUUCAUUGUUUUGUUGUCCACAAAUAAAACUCAUAGUUUUGAUCUACUUCUCGAUGUCGCCUCUUCAGAUGUGAGACAAAGAUGGUAUGAAGCUUAGUGGAAGCAAAUGAUUAAUUUUUUCUAAUAUUUGUUUUAAAAGAGAUUACUAUUUUCUUCAAUGGUGAUUGAUGUUGGAGUUA
Messenger RNA from Amborella trichopoda, 1651 nucleotides. Its product is annotated as transcription factor HHO3. Lineage: Eukaryota; Viridiplantae; Streptophyta; Magnoliopsida; Amborellales; Amborellaceae. Gene Ontology annotation, biological process: regulation of DNA-templated transcription. The record is from RefSeq and is a predicted model, not a curated record. Gene Ontology annotation, molecular function: DNA-binding transcription factor activity; DNA binding.